This is a messenger RNA of Schistocerca gregaria, 5002 nucleotides long. Its product is annotated as homeotic protein female sterile-like. Bases 1 to 2517 code for a protein of 838 amino acids. The record is from RefSeq and is a predicted model, not a curated record. The transcript has 8 exons. NCBI's taxonomy places the organism in Eukaryota, Metazoa, Arthropoda, Insecta, Orthoptera, Acrididae.
AUGGUUAACUUUCAGUGGCCGGAGGCAGAGGAGCGUCGCGCGCCCGUGGACUGGGGCAGCGGCGGCGGCGGCGGCGGCAGAGACACGCCCGGCUCCAGCGGCAGCGGCAGUGGGGCGGCCAGCCUCGCGGGCGGCGGGGGCGGCACGUACCGCGUGCUGGGGCGGCGCCUCAGCUGGCAGCAGCAGCAGCGCAGGCACCGCUCCGUGGGCGACCUCAGCGGACCCUCCAGGUCGCUGCCGCUGCCGCUGGACGCGGACUUCCGCAGCAUCCCGGACCUGAGCGCGGGCGCCGGCUGGGGCAGCGAGGCACUCCUCUGCCCGCAGCCGCCCACGCCGCCCACGCCGCCCCCGGCCCAGCUGCGUCGGGCCAGGGCCAAGCGCCUGCACCGACAGUUCGGCCUCUACCAGGUCACCCCGGCCGACAACAACUUCGACUACCUGCGCAGGUUCCACAGCAGUGGGGAGGUGGCGUCUGCCGGCGGCGUAGACGAAGCUCACCUGCCGCCCGCCGACGACUGCUCCGCCACGUCCGCCUCCACGUCCGCCUCCACCUGCAGCGGCAGAAGCGACCUCUUGGACCCUGAGGAGGAGGGGGAGGGGCAGCACAGCGCCUGGAGCGCCUCCAAGGCCGCCGCCAGGGGGCAGGACUGCGGCAGCAGCAGAGCCCUCAGCAGAGCCGGGAGCAGCGACACAAACGGUGGAGCCGCGGGGCACUACGCGGUACACUCCUCAGACGGCGAGCAGCAGGACGCCAGCGGCAGCUACGUCACCGUCUGCCAGAACCUGCAGGCGGACAGUGAGUCUGAAGCAGAGCCAGAACCAGCAGAGGCAGCAGAAGGGGAUGAGAGAGCCGGUGGCACCGGCGGAGGCUGCUGCACUCUGACCAGGAGCAGGGCGAGAACCAGGAGCUCUGCCGGCAGAAGCAGAAGUAGCAGCAACAGCAGCAGCAGAAGCAGGGGGCAGCGAGGGACAGCCGACCGCUGCGGCGGCGGAUCUCAGCAGCAGCCGCAACAACAACAACAACAACAACAACAACAACAACAACAUCAAGACCCAGAAGACAUGUCGCGCCGGCCACAGGUGCUGCGGGUGACGGACUCUGCCAACUCGGUGCUGACGCCGCGCAGGUCCCCGGGCACGCCGGCCGUCAUCGCGACGCUCACCACAUGCCCCGCGGCGGCGCCGCCGCCUCUCGACGCCAAGGCGAUGCGCGUCCAACACGAGGCCGAGCUCUCUGACGCCUCCUUCAGGGCGCUGAGCUGCAAGGACGCCGACUCUGCUGCGCACGCGCAGCCGCAGUGGCACUCGCUGGAGCGCGGCGCGCGCUUCGGACUGCACAGGUCGGUGCCGGGCCGGCUGGACGCGCACAGCCAGGGCGACCGCGACCAGGGGGGAACAGACACGGCGGACGGCAGCCAGCAGGAGCCUCUGGACGCGGCGCUGGACGGGCUGGCGCGCUACCUGCAGUCCAACAGGCAGGGACUGCGCGACCUGCUGCUGACCAGCGGGCUCGUCGUCGUGCAGCCGCUGCAGGCGCGCGCGCGCACCUGCCGCAUCGCCGGCGCCACCGUCAAAGCGGGCUGCGCGCAAGGGCCGCCUCCGCCGGGGGCGGCUGCGGCUGCGGGAGGCGGCGCCGGGGGCGGCGCCGCCGUGGAGCGCGCCAAGAGCUACACCAUCCCGCGCGCGCUGCGCUUCUUCCACCCGAAGCGGCACAACAGGGAGCUUCUGGACGAGGAGCUGCCAGACCCGGACACGGUGCGCCGUGCGCGGCAGGUGUUCGAGGCGACGCUAGCCGCCGGGGGCGGCCUCGGGGGCGGAGGCGCCGCCCCCACGCCCCCUGCCUCCGGGCGGCGAGCUCUGUCCGCCCCCGGCCGCCGCUGGACGGACUGCGGCAGCGUCUCGUCCGGAGUGUCCAGCGACCUCAGCAGUUCAUACGAGGCGCGCAGCUCCAGGGGGUCCGACUCGGACCGCGGCAGCGGCGACGACGAUGACGACGACGACGAAGACGAGGAGGACGCGGGCCGCGGCGGCAGCCCCGCUGGAGAGGCGCGCGUGUCUGGAGAGGUGCUGGAGCGCAUCCGCGCGCGCGGCCUCAGCGUCACCUACUACGGGGGGCGGGUGGUGGCGCACACCCCCGCACCGCCCCCGGUCGCCGCCGUGCUCAGCGAGAUCGGCGGCGGCGGCGGCGGCGGCGGCGGCUUCCGCCUCGUCAAGAGCCACAGCUGCGGCUCCAGGCUGCAGCUGGCCGCCGACGUGGCUAGCGGUCCGAAUGAAGACGGGCCCGUCUUCACCUCCACCCUGGGAGACGUCUCGCUGCGGCCGCCGCCGCCCCAGGAGGAGCAGAAAGACAGGAAGAGCGGCAAGGAGGCGGCCGACAGCCGGCUGGCCGCCUACUGCGGCGGGGGCGUGGCCGCCCAGCCCCGGCGCUACCCCGACAUGGAGUUCGAGGAGUUCCAGGUGCUGGAGGACGGCGCUGGAGUCCAGGGCCAGAGGGGCGCCGUCUGCGGGGCCGCCUGACGCCGAGCGCGCGCCCUGGGGUAGCUGGCGUGCGCUCCACACGUGUUCCCGGCUACCUGUCACUUGUACCUGCAGGCACGUGGGUUCCCAACAAGCUACCGUGGUGUCCCCUUUGCUUGGUAGGCUCGCUAACUACUUCACAAAAUCAGCUGACCACAUCACAGCGGUAGAUCAUUAACAACGCCUGGUUAUACAUAUUACAUUCCAGUUGUUCUUGUGGUUUUCAGUCCUGUGAAUGGUUUGAUGCAGCUCUCCAUGCUGCUCUAUCCUGUGCAAGCCUCUUCAUCUCCCAGUACCUACUGCAGCCUACAUCCUUCUGAAUCUGCUUAGUGGAUUCAUCUCUUAGUCUCCCUCUGCGAUUUUUACCCUCCACGCUACCCUCCAGUACUAAAUUGGUGAUCCCUUGAUGCCAUGUCCUACCAACCGAUCCCUUCUUCUAGUCAAGUUGUACCACAAACUCCUCUUCUCCCCAAUCCUAUACAAUACCUCCUCAUUAGUUACGUGAUCUACCUAUCUAAUCUUCAGCAUUCUUCUGUAGCACCACAUUUCGAAAACUUCGAUUCUCAUCUUGUCCAAACUAAUUAUCGUCCAUCUUUCACUUCCAUACAUGGCUACACUCCAUUCAAAUACUUUCAGAAACGAAUUCCUGACAAAUCUAUAGUCUAUGUUAACAAAUUUCUCUUCUUCAGAAACGCUUUCCUUGCCAUUACCAGUCACAUUUUAUAUCCUCUCUACUUCGACCAUCAUCAGUUACUUUUCUCCCCGAAUAGCAAAACUCCUUUACUACUUUAAGCGUCUCAUUUCCUAAUCUGUUUCCCUCAGCAUCACCCGACUUAAUUCGACUACAUUCCAUUAUCCUCGUUUUGCUUUUGUUGAUGUUCAUCUUAUAUCCUCCUUUCAAGACACUGUCCAUUCAGUUCAACUGCUCUUACAAGUCCUUUGCUGUCUCUGACAGAAUUGCAAUGUCAUCGGCGAACCUCAAUGUUUUUAUUUCUUCUCCGUGGAUUUUAAUACCUACUCCGAAUUUUUCUUUUGUUUCCUUUAGUGCUUGCUCAAUAUACAGAUUGAAUAGCAUCGGGGAGAGGCUACAACCCUGUCUCACUCCCUUCCCAACCAUUGCUUCCCUUUCAUGUCCCUCGACUCUUAUAACUGUCAUCUUGUUUCUGUACAAAUUGUAUAUAGCCUUUCGGUCCCCGUAUUUCCAGUUAGUGAUCGCAAAACUUCUUUGCAUUACGUAAUUAAUUUCAGUCCGUAAUGAGCUUUUUAAGGUCUUGACUGUCACUGUUCAUCUCUCUAUGACCACAAUGUUAUUCUAGAACAAUACAUUAAAGUUUACACAGGACUUCCUUAAUAAAGGAAUACCACGUAACUGAUUCUCUCCACGAACUGAAAAUGUCAAUUUGAUAGUUCUCCAUACGGCAGCAGAAUGAAAAAAAUUUAAAUGUCGGUUUGUUUCUUUCCUUCGCUAUCGACACUGGCAACAGUGGGAUUUUGCUCCAGGGCCUAAGUUCUUCUCGGCCUGCUACUUGCUCUCGCGAUGCCAAUGCGAUCGUCGUCACACAACGAAGACGUGUGUCGUCCCUCGAGAUGAUCCAAAACACUUAACAAAUCCUCACGACAGUUACCCUCUACUAAAUACUAAGUCAUCAUGUCGUCGUUAUAUUUGGCGAGCACCAUUCACCAGAAACGUAGGCGUAGGAUCGUGCUUUACUUUUCUGGAGUGAUACGUUAACAGCACCCUGUGCAGGUACAGCUGACAGGUGAACAGGGACCUGUGUGGCGUGGCGUGCUGCCCUUUUGGACAGCAGGAGACUGAUGGCUCUAGCGCCGAGGGCUACCGUCAACACGGAAGUAGGCGCGCUCUCGGCACUUCCCUAUUACAGGGCUCAGCAAACUGAGCUCCACGUCGGCGGCUUUCAGACGCGCGCUUCAAGUUUGUACAUACAAAUCUAAUGUUCGCAUUUAAAGUUAAAUCUCUAUCUGGUAAGCAGUGUUCACCAAAGUCCUAUCGUAGCAGCAUCGUCUCUGGAGUGCAACCUUUUGCUCUGGAUUCCUUCUUUUCAUUAUUUUCGACUCACACUCUGCACCGCACACUGUAGUAAAAACAAUGCAGUCGCCCGAGCACAUAAAUAUUUCAGGGGUUGUGUAGCUGUCUCUGCGUGACUGGGCAGACAACGGGGCAGAGUCGAGAACUGUGUGAAACCAAAGAUUGCUCUUUCCAAAGACAGCACAAGUCCCCCGUGUUGUCGAUAACAUCACCAGUUGCCGGUGCGAGACAGAUCCGUAAAAAAUGACGAGUGACAGCUUCGUAUUUCCGCAUGCACUACGUGGCAGACCGCACGCAAAAAAUCUGGUUCGAAAAGCAUGCAACACGUUUCAUCUCUGCACAGUGGUCAAAUACGCCGUAUUACUAAAUGGAAAAAGAGCUAUACUAGUUGUGGAGAUUAGGCUCGGAUCAAGUCAGCUACUGCUACUGCAUGUCCUU